Messenger RNA from Spodoptera exigua (beet armyworm), 806 nucleotides. NCBI's taxonomy places the organism in Eukaryota, Metazoa, Arthropoda, Insecta, Lepidoptera, Noctuidae. The record is from the annotation of a GenBank genome assembly.
AUCUUCUAUCUCUUUUUAAAACCAACUAAUGUGCUAUUUAGAUAAUCCGAUUUAUUCUCCAAUUUCUCCCACGAAUUAUUGUGGAAGGAAUUUAACUAUUUAUUUUGAAAUUUAACAUCCAAAUUAAUUGUGUGUAUUAAAAUAAAACAAAAUGGUGUUGACUGCGGACGUUAAUCUUCCGGAAGAAUCGGAAUUGACGGUUCCCGAGCUGCAAUUAUCAUCGCCAGCUCUGUUCGCUGGUUCUUUUCAUUUAGGAAAAUAUUGUGAACAAGCCAAUAAUGAGUUCAUGCUCUGUCGCUUGGAGGAGAAUGAUCCACGUAAAUGUCUCAAAGAAGGCAAGGCGGUCACUGCUUGCACCAUGGACUUCUUCCGCAAAGUGAAGAAGUCUUGCCUGCAGGAGUUCAACCAGUACACCAACUGUAUUGACAAGAGCUCCGGAGACUUCUCCUUGAAACAAUGCCGCACGACCCAAAGUGUUUUUGACAAGUGUGUGCUAGACAAGAUGAACAUUGAACGCCCAGCAUUCGGAUACUUCUGUGAGGCCCGGGUGCAUGAGACUAAGAGGCCAAAGCCAUUGGAGGAACCGAAGGCGGUCUACCCAGACGCGACUCCCGCGCUACCAGAGUCUGCCGAAAAGAAACCAGCGAGAUUCGGUUCUCGUUUCUACUGGAUGACCGAAUAAACGACAUCGGUCGUGCAUUGAAACCUACAGAUUGAGGUUAUGUGUGUCAAAAAAAUAAUGGAACAAAUUGGCGGGAAUUAUUUUCACCGUGUAAAUAGCAAAAUAAACUUUCUCUCAAGGAAGA